AGGAGAGACGGGCAUCGGAGGAGUGGGCGGCAACGAGGGCCAUGUCCAGCAUGUAUAAAGAGAGGCGGUUCUGGUGAAGAUUCGCCGUUCAUCACAAGCUCCAUCGAGAUCCUCUACCUCUUUCUCUAGCAGCCGAAUUUGUGCACCCUCGCUCAUCAUGAAGUUCCUCGCUCUUGCUGCCCUGGCGUCCCUUGCCAGCUCCAUCUCAAUCGAGCUGUCCAAGCGCGAGUCGCCUCUCGAUGUCAAGCUCGAGAUGACCGGUAAUACCGAGCUCAAGGCCUCCGUCACCAACACCGGGUCUGAGGACCUGAAGGUGCUCAAGACUGGCAGCUUCUUAGAUGAGACUGCCGUCGAAAAAGUCGAGGUCUUCCAAGGCAGCUCCAAGGUUGCUUUUGAGGGCAUCAAACUCCGCAUCAGUACCACCAACAUCCCGGAGGAAGCAUUCCAGGUCAUCGCUGCCGGACAGACUGUCGAGACAUCCUUCGACGUCGCGCAGAUGCACGACCUCACUGCUGGAGGCGCUUUCGACAUUGUCUCUUCAGGCACCCUCUCCUACGCCAAGGCCGACUCCACCGAGCUGACCGGCGUUGUUUCCUACUCCAGCAACACCAUCUCGGCAUCCGUCAAUGGCGCCGAGGCCGCCAAGGUGCGUCGUGCCUUCCUGGAGAAGCGGUCCUACGUUUCCUCGGACUGCACCGGUUCCCGCCGCACCGCCACCGUCAACGCGAUGUCGAACUGCCGCUCUCUUGCCCUGGCCGCCUCCUCAGCCGCCGGCUCCAACAACGCCAAGCUGCAGGAAUACUUCAAGUCCACGACAUCGAGCACUAGGUCCACCGUGCAGACCGUCUUCAACCGGGUUGCGACCGAGUGCGGCACCACCUCCGGCGGCUAUGCGGACUACUACUGCACCGACGUCUACGGCGCAUGCGGCAGCAACGUGCUGGCAUAUACGCUUCCCUCGCAGAGCUUCAUGGUCAACUGCCCGUUGUACUUCAGUGCUCUUUCCGCGCUGAGCAGCUCGUGCCAUGCGCAGGACCAGGCCACUACUACGCUCCACGAGGUGACGCACUUGACGCAGAUCAGGGGCACGCAGGACUAUGGGUAUGGAUACAGUGCCGUUCAGAGCCUGUCUUCUUCACAGAACCUUAACAAUGCUGAUACGUAUGCGCUCUUCGCUAACGCGAUCUACGCUGGCUGCUAAGUAGCUACGCCAUGAAAAAUUCCGGCGAAGGCAGGGGGUUCGGCAGUCCUGUUGGUGCAGUGUUCCGGGUUGGUGGAGUUUGGCUGGAUGUCAUGUCAGCCAAGGAUGGGGCUUC
Trematosphaeria pertusa is the source of this 1316-nucleotide messenger RNA. RefSeq names its product metallo proteinase. Gene Ontology annotation, molecular function: metalloendopeptidase activity. The record is from RefSeq and is a predicted model, not a curated record. Bases 158 to 1201 code for a protein of 347 amino acids. Lineage: Eukaryota; Fungi; Ascomycota; Dothideomycetes; Pleosporales; Trematosphaeriaceae. Gene Ontology annotation, biological process: proteolysis. The transcript has 3 exons.